This is a messenger RNA of Ectocarpus siliculosus, 1065 nucleotides long. The record is from the annotation of a GenBank genome assembly. Lineage: Eukaryota; Phaeophyceae; Ectocarpales; Ectocarpaceae.
CAGGAGCAAGCAUCGGCCAUGCUCGAUGUGUCCUUGGAGGUGCUGGCCGCUACGUGUGCGAGGCGCGUGGCCGGGGAUAAGCUCGAGGAGGCCAGCGAGGCGCUGAGGAACGCACAGGAAGCCAGGGCGGACCUGGAACAGAAGGUCAAGGAGUUGAAGGCCCAGAAGUCGCAGUAUCACAAGCAGUUCCUCGCUGAGAAAAGAAAGGCCGAGCACGUGGCGCCGCGGUGGAUCGAUGAUGAUCAGUCCAACCUGACCGAGUUUGGGGAAAAGUACAGCGAGCUGCCCGACAACGUGUUGCAGCUGGAUGCCGUGAUCGAAGACCUGACGGAAGACCUGAGUGGGUCUGUCCACAACCCGCAAGUCAUCAAGAAGUACCAAAAGCUGAAAGAGGAGACAGAAACGGCACGGAAAGCACUGAGCGAGCUGGUCGAGGGCAACCUCAACGCCAACGAGAGGAUGAACAGCAUCAGGACUCCAUGGAAGGAGAAGCUGCAGGACAUGGUGGCCCAGCUGAACGAGCUCUUCAGGGAGUACAUGUCAAAGAUGGACGGGUGCGGUGGCGAGGUUAGGCUGGCUGAGGACGAGUCGUCCUUCAAGAAGUGGGGGAUCGAGAUCAGGGUGCGCUUCCGAUCGGAGGCGGACGGGGGCAAGAUGGCGGUGCUGAACGCACGGGUACACUCGGGGGGCGAGCGGUCCGUGUCUACCAUUCUCUUCCUCAUGGCCCUCCAGGACCUGCAGCACAGCCCGUUCCGUGUGGUGGACGAGAUCAACCAGGGCAUGGACCCCAAGAACGAGAGGCAGGUGUUCAGCCGCAUCGUGCUCAACUCGUGCGGGCCCAGCCGCAAGCAGUACUUCCUCAUCACACCCAAGCUGCUUCAGGGUCUGGUGGCCAUGGACAACGACGACAUCACCGUCAUCGUCAUCAUGAACGGCGUCAACACCAUCAAGGGCACCGAGGAACACUCGAUGCAGAAGUUCAUCGCCGCCAAGAAGCGGCAGCGAGCCCUCAAGGACGGCGACGCGCAGGGCAACGGUCCCCAGCAGCGACGCCGGAUUUCCUAG